UCGGCUCCGGGCGCGGCCGACGCGCGGUCCCUCUUGGCGGGGUAGGCGGCCGGGGCGGAGCGCCACGUUCGUGCUCCGGGCUUUCAGAGCAGCGGAAGCCGAGCCGGAGGAGCGGGAUGGCGGCGGUAGCAGGCGAGACGCGCCGGGUGCUGGUGUACGGCGGCAGGGGCGCGCUGGGCUCCCGAUGCGUGCAGGCGUUCCGCGCCCGCAACUGGUGGGUCGCCAGCAUCGACGUGGUGGAGAAUGAAGAGGCCAGUGCCAGCGUCCUGGUUAAAAUGACAGACUCGUUUACGGAGCAGGCUGACCAGGUGACCGCUGAGGUUGGAAAACUCUUGGGUGCAGAGAAGGUGGACGCGAUCCUUUGUGUGGCUGGAGGAUGGGCUGGGGGCAAUGCCAAGUCCAAGUCUCUCUUUAAAAACUGUGACCUGAUGUGGAAGCAGAGCAUGUGGACGUCGACCAUCUCCAGCCACCUGGCCACCAAGCACCUCAAAGAAGGAGGCCUCCUGACCUUGGCAGGGGCCAAGGCCGCCCUGGAUGGGACUCCGGGGAUGAUUGGCUACGGCAUGGCCAAGGGUGCGGUUCACCAGCUUUGCCAGAGCCUGGCCGGGAAGGACAGUGGCAUGCCGUCCGGGUCUGCUGCUAUCGCCGUGCUCCCGGUUACUCUGGACACACCCAUGAACAGGAAAUCAAUGCCUGAGGCCGACUUCAGCUGCUGGACGCCCUUGGAAUUCCUAGUCGAAACCUUCCAUGACUGGAUCACAGAGAAAAACAGACCAAGCUCAGGAAGCCUAAUCCAGGUGGUAACCACAAAGGGAAGGACGGAGCUUACCCCAGCGUAUUUUUAAGCUACGUUUCAUUGCCUGUGAGGUGCCUGUCAGAAAAGUCAUUAAUCUAUUAGUGUGGCCACAUCCGGCCUUGCAUUUUCUGUAAUCCUGUUGAUGAUACAAGACAGUGAGUCCUAUCUUUCUCUCAUCUAAUGUGCAUUUGUUCUCCUAGGACAGUGUAACAGGUUUAUGUGAAAUAAAAACAUGUGGAGCCCACAGAUAGAUAGCACUGUCAGUCUGUGUUGACCACGGAAUUUAGGAGGUCUCAGGACGGCCCCCUCCGCUUCAGCGUCAUGUUGAAUUGAUUUUGAGGCUCUGUUUCUGUGUCCCUGCCAGUGGCUGUGUCGACCUGACUAGUUCAGAGAUUUGUUGGGUCAGGGACAUUUGGACCCUGAGUCAUUUUUGAAUGUUGUUUAUGUCACAGCCGUAGUUUUUGUAGCCUCAAAUUAAACUGCCAUAAAAACUCCUUCUGUAGUGUAAGCAAAAUCCUGUGGACUCUGUUAAGGUACCUUUUUCCUGUGCAUUUGCCAAGUGCGUAAGAGAACUACAUGUGAUUGGAGUUUAUCUUCUUAAUAAAUGGACUU
Messenger RNA from Physeter macrocephalus (sperm whale), 1408 nucleotides. RefSeq names its product quinoid dihydropteridine reductase (gene QDPR). The record is from RefSeq and is a predicted model, not a curated record. Bases 117 to 845 code for a protein of 242 amino acids. NCBI's taxonomy places the organism in Eukaryota, Metazoa, Chordata, Mammalia, Artiodactyla, Physeteridae. Gene Ontology annotation, molecular function: NADH binding; NADPH binding; 6,7-dihydropteridine reductase activity. The transcript is spliced from 7 exons. Gene Ontology annotation, biological process: tetrahydrobiopterin biosynthetic process; L-phenylalanine catabolic process. Gene Ontology annotation, cellular component: cytoplasm.